This is a messenger RNA of Rasamsonia emersonii CBS 393.64, 1869 nucleotides long. RefSeq names its product Arrestin (Or S-antigen) domain protein. The coding region runs from base 1 to 1869 and encodes 622 amino acids. Gene Ontology annotation, molecular function: protein-macromolecule adaptor activity; ubiquitin protein ligase binding. Gene Ontology annotation, cellular component: plasma membrane; cytosol; cytoplasm. Gene Ontology annotation, biological process: ubiquitin-dependent endocytosis. The transcript is spliced from 5 exons. Lineage: Eukaryota; Fungi; Ascomycota; Eurotiomycetes; Eurotiales; Trichocomaceae. The record is from RefSeq and is a predicted model, not a curated record.
AUGGCAGCCAGAAUCCAUCUGGACCGGCCACACGCCCAUUUCACCAAUCUCGAUGUCCUUACCGGCAGGGUUAUUCUCCAGCUGCACACAGAUACCUCGAUAAGCUCGAUCAAUGUGAAAUUGGAAGGGGAGAGUCGCACGCGCCUCUCGGGUCCGCGGCAUGAUGGUUCGGACAAGAAAAAGACGGAGCUCGAAGUCCACAAGAUAUUGUACAAAGUCACCACCGUCUUCCCGAGUCCGGAUGUCGCCCAGCACAGCUCCCCCCAUGCGGCGUUCACUCUGGCUCCAGGUACCUACGAAUAUCCGUUUCAGUUCAAAUUCCCGUUCAAUAACUCGUGCAGCAACCACAAUUCCAUGAUGACGAAUAUAAACAUGACGGGAUUGCGAGUCGAGGUCGCGAGGGAUACGGAUCGACACGUGAAGAAGACACUGCCUCCGUCGAUAAAGUCCUUUCCCGGAGAAGCAGAGAUUAGAUACUAUGUCAAAGCCACCGUCGUACGGCCCCAGUUCUAUAAGGAGAACAUUCGAGCGUUCGCCGACUUCAACUUUCUCCCAAUUGAACCCCCAAGGAGCGGUAAUCCCAAUGAGGAGAUGUACGCCCGACGUCAGCACGAAUUUUCGAGACCUGUCGCUUCUCAGAAAAAGAGGGGACUGUUCCAUAAAAGGUCGCUGCCUGCGUUGACCACGUCCAGAGAACCACCAGUACGGGUCUCCGUCGACGCCCGAUUACCAAAUCCUCCAAUCCUCACUUGCAACGCGCCGAUCCCACUUCGAAUCCUUGUGACGAAGCAAUCCAUGAGCCCCGAGCCGGUAUAUUUGCAGUUGCUGCAAAUUGAGCUCAUCGGUUACACGCACAUCCGUGCUCACGAUCUCGAGCGGGUAGAGACUCUGAGCACGCUGAUCCUCAGUCAGAGCAACAUGAACAUGCCUCUUGGGAAAGGCAAUGACCCUGUAGGGACGGAGUGGAAGAUAGAUGCUAGCUUGUGGAAUCGGAUACCCCUGCCUCCCAACAUCGCACCCUCCUUCGAGACAUGCAACAUCCGCAGGAGCUACGAAUUAGACGUGCGGGUUGGGCUGACCUACGGCGCACCCGGAGCGAUGCAGUCUCAGGUUAUCGUCUUACCUCUGAGACUGGGUGUGAAGGUCUACUCUGGAAUCGCUCCGCCAAGGGCGCUUCUGGAGGCCAUGGCCGCAGAGGGAAAGAUCCAGCGUGUCAGGCCUGAACCACCGCCUCGUCCAUCCGCUAAUGAAGAUGUGCCGCCUCCCAUGCCUGCAAGACCUACUCCUCCUCCCGCCCCAGCUCCCGCUCCCGAUCCCGCUCCUCCGGCUUCUAUCCCAGCAGUCCUUGCCCAGGAAGAUGAGCCGCCAGAUGAUGCACCACCGAGUUAUGAGGACGCCAUGGCAGAAGGGAUUGGUCCGAUAGAUGGCCCACGCCCAGAGUAUAACCCACCCAACACCUCUGCCGAUAGGGGACUCUCAGGACCCGUCACUGAUGCCAAAGCCCCAGUCGAUUCCACGAGGGAUGAAAAGGUCUAUUCCAACAACAGCCCUUUAUCGCGUGCUUCAUCCGAGUCUGUGGAUAUGCUCCCGACAACGCCGGGCUCGCGGCCAGAGUCUCUCGCCGACGAGAGUUGGAUCCAGGAGCCAGAAGCGACGACGACGAGCCAGCCGAGUUUUCCGCACAAGGGGAGUGAUCAUCUCAGUGAGCAGUCUCAGUACGGUGCCCCGCAGCAGCCGGGAUCUGCUCGAGCCGAUCAACGGAGUCCGCCAGGACGACCGGGGCUGAGUAUCCGCACGUUCAGUACGGGUGUCCCGAAUCGAAGACCGGUGCCAGGGAACCCGGGGAGCGGCGGAGCGUCUCAGUCAUGA